AAUGAUUGAGUCACUCUUCUAUUAGAUAAGAGCAGCUAUUUAAACACUCCAGCAGAAGCACACACAUUUUUAGUUUGGUGAAGUUCUUGACCGCUUCACUCUCUCAUUCUUGGCAAGAAUUUGGCAAUAACUUUUGAUGACCUCAAGACCAAAACAAUGAAGGACCAGGCUGAUGAGAAGUCAAAUGGAAAGAAAGCUAAAGGUCUUCAGUUUCUUUCUUCUCCAUGUUGGUGCCCAGUUGCUGUGACUCUAGGGAUUAUUUGCCUGGGAUCAUUGGUGACAAUUGUAAUGCUGGGGGUGCAAUUAUCCCAGGUGUCUACCCUCCUAAAGCAGCAGCAAGCAAACCUGACUCACCAGAAAAAUACCCUAGAGGGGCAGAGCUUAGCCCGGCAACAGGGAGGAGAAGCUUCUGAGGAAUCACAAAGAGAACUCAAGGAAAUGAUAGAAACCCUUGCCCGGAAGCUGGAUGAAAAAUCCAAAGAGCAAAUGGAACUUCAGCACCAGAACAUGAAUCUCCAAGGAGCUCUGAGGAGAGCAGCAAACUGCUCAGUUCCUUGUCCUCAAGAUUGGAUCUGGCAUGGAGUAAACUGUUACCUGUUUUCCUCUGGGCCAUUUAACUGGGAAAAAAGCCAAGAGAACUGCUUGUCUUUGGAUGCUCAGCUGCUGAAAAUUAAUAGCACAGGUGACCUGGACUUCAUCAAGCAAGCAAUUUCUCAUUCCAAUUUCCCAUUCUGGAUAGGAUUGUCUCUAAGGAAACCUAGCAACUUGUGGCUCUGGGAAGACGGUUCUCCUCUGGUGCCCCACUUGUUUAGACUCCAAGGUGCUAUUUCCCAGGUGUACCCCACAGGCACCUGUGCGUAUAUACAACGGGGAGUAGUUUUUGCUGAAAACUGCAUUUUAGCUGCAUUCAGUAUAUGUCAGAAGAAGGCAAACCCAUUGACAGCACAGUGAAUCUGAAGGGGCUGGAAGAAGAGAGGGCUUUGAAUUUUUUUUCUGGAAUUUGAGCUACUCUUCAUCACUUGGGUGUCAAGCCUGAGAGCCCCGAGAACUGCCAGUUAUCGUGAGCUGGCUGUCAAACUCCUUAACAG
Messenger RNA from Otolemur garnettii (small-eared galago), 1088 nucleotides. It is a transcript of the gene OLR1, whose product is annotated as oxidized low density lipoprotein receptor 1. The record is from RefSeq and is a predicted model, not a curated record. Gene Ontology annotation, cellular component: plasma membrane; signaling receptor complex. NCBI's taxonomy places the organism in Eukaryota, Metazoa, Chordata, Mammalia, Primates, Galagidae. Gene Ontology annotation, biological process: inflammatory response; leukocyte cell-cell adhesion; cell death. The transcript has 6 exons. Gene Ontology annotation, molecular function: low-density lipoprotein particle receptor activity. Bases 157 to 951 code for a protein of 264 amino acids.